Aphidius gifuensis is the source of this 972-nucleotide messenger RNA. RefSeq names its product phosphoglycerate mutase 2 (gene Pglym78). NCBI's taxonomy places the organism in Eukaryota, Metazoa, Arthropoda, Insecta, Hymenoptera, Braconidae. The transcript has 3 exons. Gene Ontology annotation, molecular function: intramolecular phosphotransferase activity. Gene Ontology annotation, biological process: glycolytic process. The coding region runs from base 144 to 908 and encodes 254 amino acids. The record is from RefSeq and is a predicted model, not a curated record.
ACAUCGAAUUCGACUCUAUUCGACUCUUGGCAAACUUAACGACAUUGAAUAAUUUUAUCUGUCUAAUUUUUGGUCUAAUUUGAGCUCUAUCAAAUUAACAAGUAUUAUCAAUAAAAACAUAAAUAAUAAUCUCAUUAAUUAAAAUGGCAAAAUACAGAAUUGUUAUGGUACGUCAUGGUGAGAGUGAAUGGAAUCAAUUGAAUUUAUUCUGUGGUUGGUAUGAUGCUGGUUUAUCUGAAAAAGGUAAAAAUGAAGCAUUGGCUGCUGGAAAAGCACUCAAAGCAUCAGGGUAUACUUUUGAUGAAGCACAUACAUCAGUAUUGACACGUGCCCAAGUUACCCUUGGAUCAAUUCUCAAGGAAAUUGGACAAGACAAUAUUCCAAUAAAUAAAACAUGGAGAUUAAAUGAACGUCAUUAUGGUGGUCUUACUGGUAUGAAUAAAGCUGAAACAGCAGCAAAAUAUGGUGAAGAACAAGUACAAAUAUGGAGAAGAUCAUUUGAUACACCACCACCACCAAUGGAACCAGAUCAUAAAUAUUAUGAUAAUAUUGUCAAAGAUUCACGUUAUGCUGAAGGACCAAAACCAGAAGAAUUUCCAAAAUUUGAAUCAUUAAAACUUACAAUUGAAAGAACUCUUCCAUACUGGAAUGAUGUUAUUAUUCCACAAUUAAAAGCUGGAAAAAAUAUUAUUAUUGCUGCACAUGGUAAUAGCUUGAGAGGAAUUGUCAAACAUCUUGAUCAAAUGAGCAAUGAUCAAAUUAUGGGAUUAAAUUUACCAACUGGUAUUCCAUUUGUUUAUGAACUUGAUGAAAAUUUCAAGCCAGUUGUUUCAAUGAAAUUUUUGGGUGAUGAAGAAACAGUCAAGGCUGCUAUUGCUGCAGUUGCUGCACAAGGUAAAGCCAAGUAAAAAAAAAAAAUAAAAUAACACAAAGACUAAAAAAAGAAUCAUCAUUACAAAAAUAAAAAAUAAA